Molecule: messenger RNA, 294 nt
Organism: Saccharomycopsis crataegensis
Lineage: Eukaryota; Fungi; Ascomycota; Saccharomycetes; Ascoideales; Saccharomycopsidaceae
Gene: MRP35
Product: mitochondrial 54S ribosomal protein bL35m MRP35
Exons: 1
Coding region: 1-294 (97 amino acids)
Biological process (GO): translation
Cellular component (GO): ribosome
Molecular function (GO): structural constituent of ribosome
Source: RefSeq, a predicted model, not a curated record
AUGUUUGGGUCAUUAUUGUCUAAGCUCCAAAUACUAAACACCUGUGCCUUUUCUGGUGCCCGCACACCAGUAACAACCGUCUUCACAAGAGGCAUGAUGAAGACCCAUAAAGGUGCUGCCAAAAGAUGGAUCAAGACUGCCAAAGGUUUCAAGAGAGGCAAAGUUGGAAGAAAGCAUGGUAAUGCUGGUUGGUCACAGAGAUUAUUGCAACAUAAAGAUGGUAAAACUGAAUCUAUGGGCAAAGGUCAUGGCGAUAUGAAUAAGAGACUCAAGAGACUUUUACCUUACCAUUAA